AUGCUUGAAACGAUAAACUACGCCAAUAUACUACUCGAUCAUUCUGCCCAACAAAUCGCUUACGAUUUCAAGUAUAUGCGAUCAGACAGCGAAACCCCAGAACUUCGCAAGAUGUUCGAGAAAAAUGAAAAGGCAGAAGAGUUCUCACUGGAUUCAAUCCAGCAAAGCGAUAUAUCAUUGGCGAAAAUUCGAUCAGUUCAAAUCAUUUCAUUCCAAAUUCAAAUAAUUUUUCGAAAAUUGACCGAGGAUCUGGGAGUACGAAUGUCGGCUCCUUCUCAUGGCAGUUCUCGUUAA
Molecule: messenger RNA, 294 nt
Organism: Dracunculus medinensis (Guinea worm)
Lineage: Eukaryota; Metazoa; Nematoda; Chromadorea; Rhabditida; Dracunculidae
Source: the annotation of a GenBank genome assembly